Synchytrium microbalum is the source of this 1527-nucleotide messenger RNA. RefSeq lists its product as uncharacterized. The record is from RefSeq and is a predicted model, not a curated record. NCBI's taxonomy places the organism in Eukaryota, Fungi, Chytridiomycota, Chytridiomycetes, Synchytriales, Synchytriaceae. Gene Ontology annotation, biological process: iron ion transmembrane transport. The coding region runs from base 1 to 1527 and encodes 508 amino acids. Gene Ontology annotation, molecular function: iron ion transmembrane transporter activity. Gene Ontology annotation, cellular component: membrane. The transcript has 5 exons.
AUGGAGACUUCUACCUCAUUGGACUUGUCUAUACCCUCUAUACCCUCCCCAAACAACGAAUCGAGGGUACAAUUACUCGACAUUGAUUCGAGUCCACAUUUGGAUGAGAAAUUGGGAUUUGAUGCAUCAUCACAAUUAGACAUAGACAGAUGCAGUAGUCAUGAUACCCUGACCCCACAGCCAUUCUCUGUAUGGACGUCGAUAUGGUUUUACCUGCUCCUUCUGGCUCACUGGUUGGCCUUCUUCGCAACGUUUUUGGAUCAAUUCGCCGUUGUCUUGCUCAUAAUUAGCAUAUUUGGAACAGCUUCUUCUCUUGUCUAUACGUCCUUGUAUGGGCUGGUGGUCGUUGGUAUCUGCUUUCUCGUCGCUCCCGUCCUCGCUGGUCGAGUUGACGUCUGGAACAGAUCUUCGAGCAUAUCGAUCGCUGUAAUCGGCAUGCAGCUAGGCCAAAUUAUAGUGUACAUAUCUCUAUACCUCAUCUCAGCACAGUCUAGUCCACAGUCAACUGCUGCUUCAGGAUUGUUUGCACUCACGCUAUUCGGGGCUACAAUGGCUCGAUCGUGCUUCGGAAUGCAUAUGGUCGUAGUGGAACGGGAUUGGCUUGUAGUUAUAUGCCAGAUAUUUAUAAAGCAGGAAUCAUCUCUCUUGUCUAUCGUCAACGCCAAUCUCAGGAGAAUCGAGCUCGUCGCAAAAAUCAUCGCACCUUUAAUAGUGUCAGGAAUAUUAUCGUCUACAUCUAGGAGUGUCGCUAUAUUGAUAUUUGGAAUCAUACGGAUAGUGUCGCUGUUUGGAAUGUUGCUGUGCUUUUGGGGUGUAUACAAACGAUUUCCAGAACUCGCGUCGCCAAAGCAACCCCAUCGGGAGAUUCAAGACGCUUCGAUACCAACUGUAAUUAGGUGGUAUAAUCAAGUAAAACACGCUUGUACGACCUUUGCUAGCCAGAAGGUCGUACUCACAUCUAUAACGACAGCCAUUCUGUGGAUGUCCGUCUUGACAUUCUCGUCUCAAACGCUUACAUAUCUCACAUAUAAAGGAUACUCGAGCUUCGAUAUUAGUGUGCUAAAAAGUGGCAGUGAGGUCUGCGGACUUUUGGCUGCCUUGACCAUGACAGUCAUAAUACGAUAUAUAGGGACGAACCGAUCGGGUCUCAUAGGUAUAUGGCUUCAUGUCUUCUUCUUGGCUUUUACCAUGAUAUCCUUUGGUAUAUCCGACAUAACGGCAGCCAUGACUCUUUUCGUCGGUGGCCUGCUACUCUCGCGAUUUGGUUAUUGGGUCUUUGAUCUCAGUCAGUCACAGAUAAUGCAAGAAGGUGUACUUUCCUCAGAAGCAGGGAUUGUGAAUGGGUUACAGUGGUCUUGCAUACACUUCUUUGAAAUUAUCAGUCAUGUUCUGACUCUGAUUUGGAAUACUCCUCAACAACUGUAUAUACCCUCUAUCAUCUCUUUCGUCGGUCUUUUGGUAGCUGGGCUCUUGUUUACUUGCUACUAUUGGAGGGCUACGCGACAACAAGUUCUGAAACAAGUCUGA